UGCCUGCCGCACAACUGAUAUCCGUAAUCGCAUAAUGUGGCGGACAGUCGGCGAGACAUACCGGUACGUCGCAUAUCUAUACGUAUAUUUAGACUCGAGACGAAUUUCUUCCGCGAUCGGCUUGAAAAUAACCGGUAAAUCAGCCACCGAUACGCUUCGCGUGAGAUAAGAAAUGUAUGUACAACACACGUAUGUACGUGUUCGCGUGGUGAAUAUACGGGAAACGUAGGGUGAAAAUACAAAUCGAGGGGAAACGUUGCUUCGUUUUGUACAGGUUAGAAAAUGCGCGAACGGUUCGUUUGCUCUUGUUCUGGCGCGCGCGCCACCGUAUAUUCUCGCUUUCUCCUGGGCAUGAUUCGAACGUACACCUACUUACGUAUCGCACGCAUGAACGUCGAGAGAACGGACAGCGUCUAAUGAGUUAACGAUGAUCUCGCACUCGCACAAUUAUGCUUACUUAUCCUCGAAGCAAUUGAAUUGGAGGCCAGCUACCGAUCCUUACCGCUGUCGUUUCUCUGCGCCAGGGCGAGAAGAACGAAGAAAGACGAAGAAAGCAGGCUUCCACGUUGGCCCGAUCGGUGAAAGUCGUCCAAAAUGUCACCAGAGUUUAACCUUACUGCGAAUACGCACAGCUGAAAUGCUUUACGGGACAAGUGGGCAAGUGUGGCGAGGACUCGUACGAGUAACACAAAUAGCGAGGCGAAGAAGUAGGAAGAAAGAGGGAAUCCGAAGAAUUCGAGUCACACCUAGAAACAAUGAGUUCCAACAUAUAUUUACCUCUGGAAGGGAAAACAAAAAGAAAUUAAGGAACGCAGAGAGAUGGAGACAUGGGCGAGGAAGCCCACCCGAGUCUUCUUCCUCCGUUUCUUUCUCAUCUCGUUGAUCAGUCUCCCGGAUUGCAUACAGAAGAAGGUUGGAACUAAGUUAGAGAGCCUCUAUGCACACAGUGUGUCACGCGCGAGAAAUGCAGUUAGCCCGCCCACGCAGUUUCGCGGAAACUCGACCCUGGAACAAUGCCUUCCUUCCAGGGGUACACGACCUGAACUUACCACAAUACUUAUUGGGAAUACUUAUUGUACUCAAUGACCACGUGCAAACGUGCUUUAUUAAAAGCACUCCUUUCUCUUGUUAAAUUUCGCUGACGCGUUAUUCAUACUCAUUAUUCAUUGUCAAGCGCGUUGGAAAAGUUCCAAUGAUGAGCGAUCGGUCCAGUUGAAUAAUUACCUGUGACAAAUAUGUGCUGUUAUUUUCUAUAUACAUACAAAUAGUGUAAAGAACGCAUUACGAAGAGAUCAACGGUAUAGAGGUUAAGACUACUUUUAGUGUCAACUUUCAUGGAUUUCAAAAUGUCUACAUCUUUCACCUAGAUUUAUAUAAUAUUCAACGAUGUAACUCCAUAAACUAACUACUCUAGAUAUUCUACAGAGAGAGAGAGAGAUAGAG
Molecule: messenger RNA, 1443 nt
Organism: Heterotrigona itama
Lineage: Eukaryota; Metazoa; Arthropoda; Insecta; Hymenoptera; Apidae
Source: the annotation of a GenBank genome assembly